Molecule: messenger RNA, 5020 nt
Organism: Ficedula albicollis (Collared flycatcher)
Lineage: Eukaryota; Metazoa; Chordata; Aves; Passeriformes; Muscicapidae
Gene: SYNJ1
Product: synaptojanin 1
Exons: 25
Coding region: 1-3765 (1254 amino acids)
Biological process (GO): synaptic vesicle endocytosis; phosphatidylinositol dephosphorylation; brain development
Cellular component (GO): perinuclear region of cytoplasm; presynapse
Molecular function (GO): phosphatidylinositol-4,5-bisphosphate 5-phosphatase activity; RNA binding
Source: RefSeq, a predicted model, not a curated record
AUGUUUUUCAACACAAAAAACCGGGAGCACCUCCCCGACACCUUUGGAAGUCAGAGUGGGGGAAUCCAGACCAACCCACUGUGUGUGCCAGGGCCUCACCACUUCACAGCCAAAAAUUCCUUCCCAAUAUCCCAUCUGGGCCAUCUGGUUAAAGGUGGAAAGGCAGAAAAACUACACAGUGUGCUUAAACCUCAAGUCCAGAAGUUCUUAGAGUGUGGAUUUUUUUAUUUUGAUGGAAAGGAAGUGAAAAGAUCCCAGAGCGGCACUGUCAGGACCAACUGCUUGGACUGUCUGGACAGGACAAACAGUGUGCAGGCCUUCUUUGGCUUGGAGAUGCUAACAAAACAGCUGGAGGUGUUAGGAUUAGCUGAGAAGCCUCAGUUAGUUACUCGCUUUCAGGAAGUUUUCCGAUCCAUGUGGUCUGUGAAUGGUGAUUCUGUCAGUAAAAUUUAUGCUGGAACUGGAGCCCUUGAAGGAAAAGCAAAGGCUGGAAAGCUGAAGGAUGGUGCUCGUUCUGUGACCAGAACGAUCCAAAAUAACUUUUUUGAUAGCUCCAAGCAGGAGGCCAUUGAUGUUUUGUUAUUGGGAAAUACCCUAAAUAGUGAUUUAGAAGAUAAAGCACGGGCUCUCUUAACCACCAGCAGUUUACGCGCAUCUGUGAAAGUACUGAAGAGCAUGUGUGAGAACUUCUAUAAGUACGCAAAACCGAAAAAGAUCCGAGUCUGCGUUGGGACGUGGAAUGUCAAUGGGGGGAAGCAGUUUCGGAGUAUUGCCUUCAGAAAUCAAACCCUCACUGACUGGCUUCUGGAUGCACCAAAGUUAGCUGGCAUCCAUGAAUUCCAAGAUCGCAAAAACAAACCUGUGGAUAUAUUUGCCAUUGGAUUUGAAGAAAUGGUGGAGUUAAAUGCAGGAAACAUUGUGAACGCCAGCACCACGAAUCAGAAGCUCUGGGCUGCUGAGCUGCAGAAGACCAUCUCCAGAGAUUACAAGUACGUGCUGCUGGCCUCAGAGCAGCUGGUGGGUGUGUGCCUCUUCGUGUUCAUCAGGCCCCAGCACGCUCCCUUUAUCAGGGAUGUUGCUGUCGAUACUGUCAAGACUGGCAUGGGAGGAGCCACUGGGAACAAAGGUGCCGUGGCCAUUCGGAUGCUGUUCCAUACCUCCAGCCUUUGCUUUGUGUGCAGUCAUUUUGCUGGAAGGAUGCUCUUUUCCCAUGACUAUAUUUUUUGGUGUGGGGACUUCAAUUAUCGAAUCGAUUUGCCCAACGAAGAGGUGAAGGACCUAAUACGACAACAGAACUGGGAUCCCCUCAUAGCAGGAGACCAGCUUAUCAAUCAGAAAAACUCAGGACAGAUUUUUAGGGGAUUUCUGGAAGGGAAGAUCAACUUUGCCCCCACAUACAAAUAUGAUCUGUUCUCUGACGACUACGACACCAGUGAGAAGUGCCGCACGCCGGCGUGGACAGACCGCAUCCUCUGGCGGAGACGGAAAUGGCCCUUCGACCGAUCAGCUGAAGACCUGGAUCUGCUGAAUGCAAGUUUUCACAGUGACACGAAUGUCCCUUAUACAUGGAACCCUGGCACUUUGUUGCACUAUGGAAGAGCAGAACUGAAAACAUCUGAUCAUAGGCCGGUGGUUGCACUGAUUGACAUUGACAUAUUUGAAAUUGAAGCAGAAGAGAGACAAAAAGUGUAUAAGGAGGUGAUUGCAAUGCAAGGACCACCUGAUGGUACUGUGAUGGUCUCCAUCAGAAGUUCUUCAGCAGAAGAAAACUAUUUUGAUGAUAACUUGAUUGAUGAUCUUCUUCAAAAAUUUGCAAGCUAUGGUGAAGUUAUACUUAUAAGGUUUGUGGAAGACAAGAUGUGGGUAACGUUUUUGGAAGGAAGCUCUGCUCUGAAUGUUAUGAAUUUGAAUGGUAUUGAGCUACAAGGAAAGAUUAUAAACAUCAAUUUGAAAAAUCCAGAUUGGAUCAGAAGUUUGGAAGAUGAAAUGAAUCUAGAGAAGAUAAAUAUUGGGCUGCCUUCAUCAACAAGCUCCACUUUGCUUUGUGAAGAUGCUGAGGUUACUGCAGACUAUGAUAUGGAAGGAGACAUCGAUGACUACAGUGCUGAGGUAGAAGAAAUCCUUCCUCAGCACCUGCAGCCAGCGUCCGCGUCCGGCUCGGGGCUGGGCGCGUCCCCGAGCUCUUCGCCGCGUUCCAGCCCCUGCCAGUCGCCCACGCUGUCGGAUGGACCCGCGCUGCCCGUGAGACCCAGCCGGGCCCCAGGAAGAGCCCCUGGCCCUCCUGCUUCCGCCCAGGCCGAGCUCCAGGCUGGUGGCCAGCAGAAGGAGCCUCCCCAGAGCCUGGAGCCGAAGCGCCCCCCGCCCCCUCGCCCCGUGGCUCCUCCUGCCCGUCCCGCUCCCCCGCAGCGGCCACCUCCACCCUCAGGCGGUAGGAGUCCUGCACCUGCUAGAAAAGAAUUUGGAGGUCUUGGAGCUCCUCCCAGUCCUGGGGUAGCUAGGAGAGAAGUAGAAGCACAAAAAAGCCCUGGAACACAAAGAAAAGAUACCUUAGUUCGUAAUCAGCCUCCACACUCGGCGGGUACAACCAGACCGACUGUUCCUCCUCGAGCUGGAGUUAUCAGUGCCCCACAAAGCCAUGUCCAUCCCUCGGGGACAAGAGCAGCACCUGAAAGUCAGACCAAAGCAACUGAACCACCAAGAGGCUCACCAUUGCUUCCUGAACCACUCAAGCCUCAGGCUGCUGGCCCUGCUCAGCCCAGCACUCCUGUGCUGAGGAUGCAGGAGCCCCUGAUCCCUGUGGCACCGCACCCAUCUCAGCCCAGUGCCCCGCAAAGUCUGGAGCCCCCCCAGCCGCCGCCUCGUAGCCGCUCAUCUCACAGUUUGCCUUCUGAUCCUGCUCCCUCCCAGCAGCAACUGAAUCCCAACGGGACAUCUGACGCUCACCCUGAACCCCAGCUCAGCCGUGACCCUUUCGAAGCCCUGUCGUUUCAGCUGCUCGUGUCCAAGAUGCAGAUGUCUGUCCGAACGUGGCCUGCUCCAACCUUAAACCAGAAGGAAUUGACACAGUUGCCUUCAGCAAGGCAAAGAAAUGCUGAUAAUUCUAAUGCUGUAAAUUGCAUGCCAGCAACGCCUCCUAUUCCAACCUUUCACUCAUCCCGGGAACAUCAGCACAGCUCUCCAAAUCCAUUCAUUUCUGGGCUGAACUGCUCAAAUCCAUUCACGGAAAGAGCUCCUAGCGCUGGGAACCCAUUUAGGACGGAAACGCGGGAGUCCGGGGUAACCUCACAGGUACAGGUAGGACCUGCUGCUUCCCACCCGUUCCCUCCUCUGCCCGCCCCCAGCUGUGGCACCAGCCAGCCUGCAUUUCCUCUGGGUGCAGCUGAAAGCACAUUUUGCUUGCCAAGUCAGUCUCUCGAGGUAGAAAACGUCCAGCCCAAAGGGUGGGUGACGUUUGAUGAGGACGAGAACUUCAACACGAAGCUAAAGCCAUCUGCGAGCGUUCCGGAUUUUAAGCAACUCGGCUCCGGGAAGUCAGCUGGAUGCCCAGGUUUGCCGGGAACUGAACAAAAGACUUUCCUCGGUUCAGACUUUAACUUUGAUGGUGACUGGAAUAAAAGUUCUACGGAUUGCUUCUGUACAAUGCCAGCAAGAAAACCACCUGCACCCCCCGUGCCAUCCAGAGCAACCAGCAACAGGUCCCCUGCAGAUCCCUUCCCCUCCCCAGCACCCAAGGUGUCGCCAACUCCUGAUUUUACAGAAAGAUAGAUGGUCAGAGAUACAAAAGGCUAUAUUUGUUGCUACAUUUACCCAGUAGAAUAAUUGGGCAUUUGAGAUUAUUCUGUGUGCAAUAAUUAAUGGUUAAAUGCACUGAAACUUAACUCUGCUCAUAAACAGCCACUUCUGCUUGUGUGUAAAUUUUGAAUGUGUAUAUAUGGUAGAGCACAAAAAAUGGUCUGAAGUUUAUUAAAAUCUCAAUGUAAUAGUAUUUGAGUAGACAAAAAGAGAAGGAAGGGUGAGCCACUGUCUCACUAAAACCUAUCAAUCCUGGACACAGAUUUUGCUUAGGGAGCUCUUUCAUUUCUGUUCUCCUUUGUGGAAUUUGACAAGAAGAGGCUCCCUGCUGGUAGCCUCCCCCCUCCCUUUUGACUGUUUUGUUAGUUGAUAUUUAUAAGUAUUUACCAAAGAGCUGCCAAAGUUUGAGAUUUGAAUGUUGGCAAGUAUGGUUUAGAAGCUGUUUAAUUUAUAACAGAGGCUAUGGAUAUUUGUAAGGCUUAUAUUUGAAUUUGAGGCACAACAAAAAUAGUUUACUUUCAAAAUAGAAACAAAACUUUGCAUAUUAAUAUAUUCAGUUAAUCUCCUGUGUCAGUACAUUUCAGUUACUAAAUCCUAUUGUGACAUACACUUGUUAGCAUUAAUUCAGAAUAAUUGUUCCAUAUCAUCCAUUUAUUAAUCACUAUUUUAAUUAUACUUCUUUUUUCCACAAAUUGGGAACAGCUGAUACAAUAAGCUUUCCCUCAACCUCUGGAAUAAAGUCCCCUUGGCUUUUGAGAUGCAAAGCAGUAUUUACCAGUUGCAGAUUAUGUAGUCUGCCAGCCAGGGGUCGAAACAACACGCUUGGAUUGUAUUUAGAGUAGUGAAAUAUCCCAGGGCAGCACGCUUUUUACAUCCUCAGAUGCUCUCACAACAUGAUCCAUGAAAUCAUCACUGUUCCUUCGGACAGCCCCUGGUUAGCCACGAGCUGCAGCCGCCUAGAGGAGUGAUAGUGAGUUUUCUAUUGCGCUUCUUUCCCUCAGCUCCUUCAAGUUGUACCUUGGGAACAGCAGUGCUACUGCUUGUGUUUCGGUGUGUGAGUUACCUUGUUCUGCGCUGUUGCUGCAAACAUCUGUGUGGUUGAUGUUCUGGAAUGUUCUUACAUUAGCAAACCACAUUCAGGGGGGAACUUUUGCUAGUGGGAGUCACGUGAUAAAUAUGUUGUCGAAUAUUUAAUUGCAGUGAUUAAAAGCUAUCUGUCUGAACUGUA